This is a messenger RNA of Lampris incognitus (smalleye Pacific opah), 1197 nucleotides long. It is a transcript of the gene selenom, whose product is annotated as selenoprotein M. The record is from RefSeq and is a predicted model, not a curated record. Gene Ontology annotation, cellular component: endoplasmic reticulum lumen. Lineage: Eukaryota; Metazoa; Chordata; Actinopteri; Lampriformes; Lampridae. Gene Ontology annotation, molecular function: oxidoreductase activity. The transcript is spliced from 5 exons.
GACAUAGCGGCACAUCAUCUCCACCACCUCAAUCACUCGAGAAUUGAAGUUGCUGGGGUGGGGUGAGGGAGACAUAAGAGUUAUUCAAAAUCUCCCGACCACAUUCAAGAGGAGGAUUCGGAAGGAAGGAUGUGGUUGUUUGUUUUGACUAGCCUGCUGAAUUGCGCCUCGGCCUACAAUCUAGACUGGCAGAAACUGGAUGGUCUUGCCAAGGCGAAGGUGGAGACCUGUGGUGGAUGACAGCUGAACAGACUGAGAGAGGUCAAAGCCUUUGUGACCCAGGAUAUUCCUCUCUACCAUAACCUGGUAAUGAAGCACAUCCCUGGGGCUGACCCUGAGCUUGUCCUCCUCAACCACUACUACGAAGAGCUGGAACGGAUAGCUUUGUCGGACAUGACACGCUCCGAGAUCAAUGAGCUGCUGGGAAAGCUGGGCUUCUACAAGAAGGCCCAGCCGGAGGAAGAGGUCCCAGAGGAGUUCCGCUUCUCUCCUGCCAAAGACAGCCCAUUUAAGGACACGCCAGAGUCCCAUUCAGCCUCCUCCCCUCCCACCGAGAACACCUCUUCAGAGCCCGAUGCGGAAGCCAUGCACGCCGACCUGUAAAUCUUCGGUGAUAGGGGUCAAAGUAGAAACAUAAUGACACCACUCUCCUUCGUAGCUGCUGCACAACCAGCUGGUUAUUAGAGUCCAUAACAGAGAUGUGUAUUCAAAAAGGCAGAGCCAGCAGAUCCUGGAUCAGCCCUCGAGAUGGGCUAACAUAGCAUCAACAAGCAAAAGGCCUCCAGGGCUCCACACUCUGAAGUUGCACAUACAUCAUUAUUGCCUUUUGUCUAUUUUUUUUGUUCUCUUAAGGCUAAUAACACAACUGGCCACUCAGUCAAUGCUUUUCUAUUAAGUACCUACAGUUCUCUGAAUGCAAACAUUUUUCCCCCAUAUGUGUCAAGUGUCCUCAGGGGUUUGUCCCCUCUUCAUCCCUCUUGUGUGUCUGAUGCCGUCCUGACCACCGUGAAACGAAAUGAAGUGCCAGGCCGUAAAUCAUCUGAUUGGCUUGGGGCUGAUGCUACAUAUUCUGGUGGGUGGGUUUUACGCGCGCACGCACACACACACACGAGGAUUAAAGUGGAAGGGGCUGCAAAUGGUCAUGGAAGAAAUGUGAUUAAAAUUUUUAAAUCUUAUUUUGUGUUGUGAAUAACUGAU